Gracilinanus agilis (Agile Gracile Mouse Opossum) is the source of this 1623-nucleotide messenger RNA. It is a transcript of the gene PLD5, whose product is annotated as phospholipase D family member 5. The record is from RefSeq and is a predicted model, not a curated record. The coding region runs from base 1 to 1623 and encodes 540 amino acids. Lineage: Eukaryota; Metazoa; Chordata; Mammalia; Didelphimorphia; Didelphidae. Gene Ontology annotation, molecular function: catalytic activity. The transcript has 10 exons.
AUGGAUAUCCGGCAACACGAGUGGCUCUCGUCCUCCCCCCACGAGGGCUUCGAGCAGAUGAGGCUCAAAAGCCGCCCCAAGGAGCCCUCCCCGAGCCUUACUCGAGUAGGUGCGAACUUCUACAGCAGCGUCAAACAGCAAGACUACAGUGCCAGUGUCUGGCUCCGGAGGAAAGACAAAUUGGAACACUCCCAGCAAAAGUGCAUUGUGAUCUUUGCCUUGGUAUGUUGCUUUGCCAUCCUAGUUGCCUUGAUCUUUUCAGCUGUGGAUAUCGCAGGCGAGGAUGAGGAUGGACUCUCAGAAAAGAAUUGUCAAAAUAACUGUCGAAUUGCUCUGGUGGAGAACAUUCCUGAAGGCCUUAACUAUUCGGAAACAGCCCCAUUCCAUUUGUCGCUUUUCCAAGGUUGGAUGAAUUUGCUCAAUAUGGCCCAAAAGUCUGUCGACAUAGUGUCUUCCCAUUGGGACCUCAACCACAGUCACCCAUCAGCGUGCCAGGGUCAGCGUCUUUUUGAAAAGUUGCUACAAUUAGCUGCUCGAAAUAUUGAGAUCAAAUUAGUGAGUGAUGCAGCAGUCCAGUCAAAAGUAUUAGAAGACUUGAAAGUAAAGGGUGCGGAGGUGACAUACAUCGACAUGAAUGCCUACAACAAAGGUCGACUGCAGUCAUCCUUCUGGAUCGUUGAUAAACAGCACAUAUACAUUGGUAGUGCCAGCUUGGACUGGAGGUCACUAGGGCAGAUGAAAGAACUGGGUGUCAUCUUUUACAACUGUAGCUGUCUGGUCCUCGAUUUACAAAGGAUAUUUGCCUUGUAUAGCUCAUUAAGAUACAAGAGCAGAGUACCUCAAACUUGGUCAAAGAGGUUGUAUGGAGUGUAUGACAAUCAAAAAAAAUUACAACUUCAACUGAAUGAAACAAAGUCUCAAGCGUUUGUGUCGAAUUCUCCUAAAGUCUUUUGCCCUAAAAAUCGGAGUUUUGACAUAGAUGCCAUCUAUAGUGUCAUUGAUGAUGCUAAGGAGUUUGUGUUCAUUGCUGUGAUGGAUUACCUGCCUAUCUCUAACACAAGCACCAAAAGAACAUACUGGCCAGAUUUGGAUGGGAAAAUAAGAGAAGCAUUAGUUUUGCGAAGAGUUAAAGUUAGGCUCCUCAUCAGUUUCUGGAAGGAAACAGACCCCCUCACAUUUAACUUUGUUUCAUCUCUUAAAGCGAUUUGCACUGAAAUUGCCAACUGCAGUUUGAAAGUGAAGUUCUUUGAUUUAGAAAAAGAGAGCGCCUGCUCUACAAAAGAACAAAAGAACAAUUCCUUUCCCAAGUUAAACCGAAAUAAAUACAUGGUAACUGAUGGAGCAGCUUACAUUGGGAAUUUUGAUUGGGUAGGAAAUGAUUUUACCCAGAAUGCUGGCACAGGCCUCGUAAUCAACCAGGCAGAUGCAGAAAACAGCACAAGUAUCAUCAGGCAACUGAAAGGGGUGUUUGAAAGGGACUGGUAUUCACCCUACGCCAAAAACUUACAACCAACUAAACAGCCAAACUGCUCCAGUCACAAACUUAACAAAUUGGCAACAAACAAGACUGCUGUGGCAUAUAAUACAAGUGAGAAUGACCUCUUGAGUGUACAACAUGAAUGA